Molecule: messenger RNA, 6387 nt
Organism: Dicentrarchus labrax (European seabass)
Lineage: Eukaryota; Metazoa; Chordata; Actinopteri; Moronidae
Gene: ccdc186
Product: coiled-coil domain-containing protein 186
Exons: 17
Coding region: 6-3281 (1091 amino acids)
Biological process (GO): vesicle cytoskeletal trafficking
Cellular component (GO): trans-Golgi network
Molecular function (GO): small GTPase binding
Source: RefSeq, a predicted model, not a curated record
UGUUGAUGUGUCAUAUCAAAGUGACUUGUUGGGGCUCUCAGCUGGGGAAGGCAGAAACCUCAAAGUUCCUACUUAUCCCGGUCGGUCUCCGCGUUGAACUGCAACAUGAGUUCUUCUCAUUCGGGCAGAAAGGGGUCAACUGGGAUGAAUAUGGAGAAGGUGGUAUUGAAAGAGAUUUGAACCAGAGAGGGACCAUGGAACAGCCUGGUCCUGCUUCAGAUACAAACACGAUGGAAGGAUCAGAGGUUGAGUCUGUGUCGGAGGGAUCGAACCCAACGGAUCAGCAUCACGACAGCACAUCUAAUGUAGAAGAGGAGGAACAAAUCUCUCACAACAGUGCAGAUGAGGCAGAAAAAUGCAGUCAGGCAAAAGAUGAAGCACAGCUUGACAGUAACUUAAUCAAGAAUGUGACAGAUGUUCAGACAGACGCAAAGGUGGAAGCUCAGACUUGCAACCAGGAAGAUGUAGAGAGGAGUGAGCUGGAUGCUGAUACCGGCUGUGAUAGCAAUACAGUCUCCUUGGAAGGCGGGAUACCUCUGUGUUCAAAUGAGGCUGGUGGAGCUUUGCUAGCCCCAGUCACAAGUGUGGAUAAUGUGAUAGAAAGCUCUCCAUCUGUUCUUGAAGGGAAAAUAGAAACCGUAUUGACUUUCGAUGAAGUAAAGGAUUCUCAUGGCACCACUCCAGACAGCAAUGAGCAGCCAUCAGUCUUGGUCACAAAUUGUUCCACAGAGCCAUCGCCUGCUGAUGAUAGCGGUCCAGUUGAGAGUCCAUCAUCCUCUUCCGUCCAAAACGCUUCUAAAAACUCCCCCACCGACUCAACAACCACCUCUGGCAUCUCCAAUGGCCCUUCUACCCCCACUUCAGACACCGUCAGCUCCUCGCUUGCUUCCAGCCCACAGACCAACACCUCAGCUCCCCCGCAUUCCUUGUCAAGUCCGUAUGACACUGAUUGUAGCCGAAAGCUUAUUUCCCAGAUUCAGCGCUCGCUGUCACAGGAGUCACUGCUGGAUGAGCUAGAGUCAGAGCUGUUGGCUUGCCAGCUGCCUGAGGGUGAAGGUGGAGGUGAGAGGAAAGGGAGCCCACCUGUCAAUGGACUCCCUACAGACCAAGAGGACUGCAUGUUGGUCUUUGAGAAGUGCGUGCAAUACAAAUAUGCACAGCAGGAGAAAGCUAUUCAGAGGUUGCUUGAGGAUAACAAGCGGCAUCAGGAGCUGAUCCUGGGUAUCUGUUCAGAGAAGGACAACAUGAGGGAAGAGCUGAAAAAGAGGGCAGAGACGGAAAAGCAGCACAUGGCCACCAUUAAAAAGUUGGAGGGCAGGGUGGAGGAGCUGCUGAAAGAACUGAAGGAGUCGCGGGAUAAACUAAUCCACCAGGACCAGGCAGCUAAGGCUGCUCUCCAGCAGAUGCAGAAGGAAAUGGCAUACCGGCUAGAACAGGUUAACAAGAAGUGUGACGAAGCACGCCAGGAGAAGGAGGCCAUGGUGAUGAAAUAUGUGCGUGGGGAGAAAGAGGCCCUCGACCUGAGGCGGGAUAAGGAGAGUUUGGAGAAGAGGCUGAGGGAAGCCACCAAGGAGGUGGACCGCCAGGCCCUCCGAGGAAACCAGCUGGCCCAGGAGAAGGGCCGGCUGCAGCAGCUCUAUGAUGCUAAGGAAGGCGAGGUUAGCAGGUUGUCUCGAGAGGUGGAAAAGUUGAAGGAGGAGAUCAACUCGCAUCUCAUCAAGGUCAAAUGGGCCCAGAACAAACUAAAGAGUGAGGCUGAUGCACACAAGGAAACUAAAGACAAACUGAGAGAGACCACAUCCAAAUUGGUCCAGGCCAAAGAAGAGACUGAACAGAUCCGCAAGAACUGCCAGGACAUGAUCCGAACAUACCAGGAAUCGGAGGAACUCAAGUCCAACGAGCUGGAUGCUAAGUUGAGGGAGACCAAAGGAGAGCUGGAGAAACAUAAGCAGGAACAAACAGACCAAUUAGAGGUGCACCGAGUGAAAGCCAAAGAGCUGGAGGACCUGAAAAGGAGUUACAAAGAGGCAAUGGAUGAGCUCAGUACUCUACGCACCAAGUUAAAGUGUCUAGAGGACGAGCGUCCACGCUGGGAGGACGAGCUGAGCAAGUACAGGGAGAUCAUCAACCGGCAGAAGGCUGAGAUUGGCCGUCAGAGAGAAAAGCUGGAAGAGAUCACUGCGCUCCAGGAGCAGAAUGAACGUGAUAAACAGGAGAUCACGUCUCUACGAGAGGAAGUGGACAGCCUGACCAGCCAGAUGGCUGACCUCCAGCGUGAUGUACAAGGCAGCAGGGAGCGCGAAGCUGAGCUACUGGGCUUUACUGAGAAGCUGAGCAGCAAAAACGCCCAGCUCCAGUCAGAGAGUAACGCACUACAGUCUCAGCUGGAUCAGCUCACCAGCAGAUUCACGGAGCUCCAAGGGAGGCUGGAGGAGACCAACAGACUACUAGAUGACAAGUCACGGCAGCUGAAACAGGAAGAGGUGCUGAGGCAGCAGGAGGUGCAAGGUCUGCAGGAUGAGCGGACAGCACUGCAAACAGAGGUGGCCCAGCUAAAAACCAGAGUUGAAGAGCUGAGGGAUGAGCUGGUGACACAGAAAAGGAAACAAGCGGCCAACAUCAAGGACCUGACGAAACAACUAACACAAGCCCGCAAGAGACUGGAGCAGGUUGAGAAUGGAGGCUGCGACCGGGAUGCCAGCAGUAUGGGCAGUCGCUCAAGUUCCUCAGGUACUACUUCUGGAUUUGGCUCCUUGAAUGCACGCCAUGGUGGGAGCAGUGGUGUUGAAGAGAGGUCGCCAGAGAGCCAGUCAGGUCCGUCAGUGGUGGUCGUGGACAGCUUCCCAGAAGUCGACAAGGCUGUGCUUGUGGAUCGAAUUGUCCGCCUGCAAAAGGCCUUGGCUCGCAAGCAGGAAAAAAUUGAGUUCAUGGAGGAUCACAUCAAGCAACUGGUAGAGGAGAUCCGGAAAAAGACCAAAAUUAUCCAGAGCUAUGUGCUCAGAGAGGAGUCGGGGGCCCUCUCAUCAGAGGCGUCAGACAUUAACAAGGCCCACCUGAGCCGGCGUGGAGGCAUCAUGGCUUCGCUUUACACCUCCCACCCGGCGGACAGUGGGCUGACCCUGGAUCUGUCGCUUGAGAUCAACAGGAAGCUGCAGGCUGUGUUGGAGGACACCCUGCUGAAGAACAUUACCCUAAAGGAGAAUCUGCAGACACUUGGGGCUGAGAUCGAGAGGCUCAUAAAACAGCAGAGAGAUCCCGAGGACAGAGUAAGGAGGAAGUGACACAACCAUGUCACAGGAAAGAAGAAAUGAAGGACCAAGAAGUACUCGAAGGAAUCUCAACCCCCCCCCACCAUUUUUGAAGGAACGGAACAGUUUGACACACGCACUCAUUCUCCCAACAUAUGAAAGAGCAAAGUGAAUGUUGUAAGUGCCAGUAGCGCCUCCGGCUGCUUUUUUGGAGGACCUCUUGAACUUUUCCCGUGCGUUUGGCGAACGUGUCUGAACUUACUUGAACUGUCAUUAUUCCAUCCACAUUGUACCACCUCCGUUUUUUUCUCCUCCGACACAACAAAAUCUUCCUCUGGCGAACCUCCCCCUGAACCUGGCCCAAGAUUAAAUCUUCUUGGGGCCAGUUGCUUCAAGCUUGAAACUCUGAUUGCCUUGUAAACUAUUUGACAGAAGAUGCCAUAAUUGUGAAUGUAUAGCAAGCUCUACCUGGGGAAAUAAUCCAAAAAAAAACACACAACUGAUUUGCCAAUUUAUUUAUCUAGUAUAAAAUGUACUGAGCCUCGUAGCUCUUUCCACCGUACAGUAACUGAGAUGAUCAUCACCCAGCAUGCUCUCUCUACUCGUCUCCUCUCGUCUGCCAAUAAGCCAAAUGUAUUUUUUUGAAUGACUGCUCCUGCAGCCUGACUCACAGAGCUCUCCGUAUAUGAAGCGAAAAGUGAAAAUCAGCCACGGCUUGUGGGGAACUUGCGUGCCACCUGCGCAUUUUUCAUCAUCUUUUUUUUUUUUUUUUUGCUCUGCACAGCCAGCACUUAGGACCAAGCUGGUGGAGCAAGGUGCCUCGCAUCAGCAGACCCACCUAUCUGUGUGACACCGGUGCUAGACUGAAGGAAGCAGACUGUGUCUUUGCAAUGUUAAAUGCAGCCAACCGCACUAUGCCAUCAGCGUGGAAGUGUCCUAACGUUAAGCAGCGUGAGACUGAAGAAAAUAUAUGACAAAUUAUAUUAUUACGAUAAGGUUGAAAUGUAGAGCUGGUCUUUUUGUUUGGCCGAUUUGAGUGUGAUUUUUAAUUUAUUUCAUUUUUGUUGGCUUAAAAUGUCAUUUUUAUUUUAGUACAUCUGGUUGUCUAUUUUUUGUUUUUUUAUUAUCACGCUAUUAUAAGGUUUUCGUUAAGACUUUUUGCUCUUAACUCUCAAUUGGAAUACCUUGAACAUUCUUGUCUUUCCUUCGCUGUAAUCUGUUUAAAUUCUCCACUCUAAGGCACUUCAUUAGUACCAACUGGCAACAACAAUCUCUUAAUCACGCAUGAGCAUCUAAAAAUGUUUAUGUUUCAGCUUCCUUAAGAGUGCUUUGGUAGCAUCAUCAUCAUUCCUCAUUUCAAACAGCAGGCACAGACAUGCUAACAGCUUGCAGAGACUUUCUUGCACUGUGUGCACAAUACGAUCUGGUGGGUUAGAAAAGAAAAAAUAAAUGUUAAGGUAUUCCUGUCACACAACUCUUUUUUUUCUUUCUUCGUAGUGUCACUGAGUCCGUUGAAAUAAAUCAAGUGUAGAAGAAUUGGAGGGAGGGAACAGGAGAUCUGUAGCUGUAGCUCAGGAAAGCCAAUGGAACCUACAGAAAUAUAUCCAGGGACAAAGUGCAAUGCUGUUCCUUUCAUUGAUUUAUUUGUUGUCGUUUUUUUUUUUUUGUCGUUUUUCUUUAUUUGAAUGUGUUUGUGCGCCAGUGUGCUGUUUUAUAUGCCGGUUUUUAUGCUUGUGUACAUGCAACAUGCGACUAUGCUGGUGUUUGAAUAUUCAAAUGUGUCCAAAUUGUGUGUGCGCGCAUGGCUGCAUGUGUGCCUUUUUUUUUUUUUUUUUUUUUUUUUUUUAAACCUCUCAAGCUUUUGUGUACUUUAUGUACAUGCUUCAGCUGUAGGACUUUUACCAGAUUGACCAUGAAGUUCCAUAGGGGUACCCCAGGGGGCUGAACAGAAUUUGCAUUUAAACCAGAGUCUGGCAGCCACAUGAAUAAAAACACACACACCUGCAGCCCCGUACCUCUCAGCCAUACACAAUAAUGCUUCUGUCUCUCUCACAGCUGUUUAGUGUAUUGUACAAACACCAGGAUGGAGGGUAUAGAGAAGGUAACUAGUUUGAUAAAACAACACUAAAGUUUUCCGUUGUCUUUAUUUGAUCUGAUCGCAGAAGCUGUCACAAAACCCCCCUCCUAAUCAGAAACAGGCUUUUAUGGGUCAUGAAUGGUUAUAAGGCCGAUCCCCUUCCCGUACACCCUGAGGCUAUGUUGAAAUGGCCUACUAUGUGAAUAGAGAUGAAAGUUUCCAGGAUUGAGGUCAUGGAGUCCUUAAAAGCCUCCCUGUUGCUCCAGUGGGUGCUCUCUGUUUGAUGUACCUCUACUUUUAUUUCAUCCAAACUGAUUUCUCCGUGACGUGGGAUCAAUGUGUAAACGUACAGACGGCAAACCUGCAGAUUACAUCUGGAUUCUCCUUGAUAUUGAAACUUAGUAACCUUUUAAACUCCAAAAAGUUCAGUAAGGUUGAAUUUUAGGUUUCCUUUUUUUCCCUGACAAGCCAGGUUGAUUAUUUCAAGAUAAAUUCAUCUGAAUGUUUUCAUGCAUCUUAAACAAUGUGAAAAUGAGCUGCUUGCUGCUGAAUAGGUGAGUUGUUGUUUUUUUCUGUUUUCUGGUACAGAAGUAAAAAAACAACCUAUGCAAAACACUCGCAUGGGAUUUCCUGAUUAAUUCUUCAUAAUUCUCCGAGGCAUGUUAAUACGCUUCCGAUUUGGUUCACCUGUAAGAAUCAUGCUGAUCUGGGAUUUAACACGUUUCCACAGCCUUGAAACGAAGCCAUGUUGCAGCAUUGUGUGGAUAAAUGAAUAGAACCUCAUGUUUCACUAUAUGGGUAUGAAAAAAUGAUGUUCAGUAUGUGUGAGUGUCAAAAUGAGAAGUUUGUCCCUUUUUUUUUUUUUUUUUUUUGGGGUUUUCUUCCUGCUGUGCAAUGAUUCCCCCCUGCUCUGUUUAGUAGAAAUAUUCAAACUGUGAUUAUAAUAUACAUUUGUAAAUAUGUCAGUCUGUAAAAUUAUGAUGAGAUGUUUUUAAAAAUAGUGAUUCUGAAUGAUGUUUGUAUAUAUGGUGUUAACAGGGAAUAAAUGGAGAUGAGUCUUAA